This is a messenger RNA of Linum tenue, 321 nucleotides long. The record is from the annotation of a GenBank genome assembly. NCBI's taxonomy places the organism in Eukaryota, Viridiplantae, Streptophyta, Magnoliopsida, Malpighiales, Linaceae.
UAACCAAAACAUGUCCAUGAACGAUCCUGCCGUGCUUCCAACUCAACAAACUCGUGCAGGAUUUGAUAACAGAAGUGAAGAUAAAUGCUGGAACCUGGAGGUUGAUCUGAUGAGAGUGUUGAAGAGGAAAGCGUCCGGAUUUGGGACGGAGAGGAAUAUCUUGUGCGUAUAGGCAAUGGAGCAGCCGGCAUUGCAAGCCAGAGUCAGGAGCUUUGUGAGGAGGGAGCGACUACUGCCACAUCCUAAUGUGAUUAUGUGGGCGUGAGCCUGCUGGAGAGGUUUCAGUCGCGGCCCAGCUCGAAGGAGGUAAGUGUAGACUGG